GGGAUGACGUAGCGGCCGAGGAGGAGUUCCUGUUAAUCCAAACAUCGACGAAGCGAAACUCUGAGCGAUUUAUCGAUAAUAAAUCCGUAAUAGCUGUCCGAUUCAUUGCUGGCAUGGCAGCUCAGAAGAUCAACGAAGCCCAUGAGCACAUAGCUAAAGCGGAAAAAUGCCUGAAGACGAGUCUGACUAAGUGGAAGCCUGAUUAUGACAGUGCUGCAUCAGAAUACGCCAAAGCAGCUGUUUGCUUCAAGAAUGCCAAGCAGUAUGAGCAAGCAAAGGAUGCCUACCUGAAGGAAGCUGAGUACCACACAGAAAACAAAACGCUUUUUCAUGCCGCAAAGGCCAUCGAACAGGCAGGUAUGAUGAUGAAGGAACAAAAGAAAAUGCCCGAGGCCAUCCAGUACAUAGAGAAAGCCUGCAUGAUGUACAUGGAGAACGGGACUCCUGACACCGCUGCCAUGGCUCUGGAUCGGGCUGGAAAACUGAUCGAGCCGAUAAACCUGGAGAAAGCCGUGGAUUUGUACCAGAAGGCGGCUGGUGUGUUUGAGAAUGAGGACCGCCUGCGUCAGGCUGUGGAGCUGCUGGGAAAAGCCUCCAGACUCCUGGUCAGGUUAAAAAGGCUGGAUGAAGCAGCCGUCGCCCUGCAGAAAGAGAAGAACAUGUACAAAGAGAUUGAGAACUUCCCCAUGUGCUUCAAGAAAACCACUGCUCAGGUGCUGAUUCACCUCCACAGAGGCGACUACGUAGCGGCUGAUAAAUGUGUCAGAGAAAGCUACAGUCUGCCCGGCUACAGCGGGAGCGAAGAUUGCGUCGCCAUGGAGACGCUACUGCAGGGCUAUGACGAGCAGGACGAGGACCAGGUGUACCGCGUGUGCAACUCACCUUUACUGAAGUACAUGGACAACGACUACGCCAAACUGGCCAUCUCCCUGAGGGUACCUGGAGGAGGAAGCAAGAAGAAGAAGGCCGCUGCCGCUCCACAGGGUGGCGCUAGCGGGGCGCCGGCCGCUGCUGAGGAGGAGGAUGACUACGAGGGCGGCCUGUGUUAGCCUUCAGCCUCCAUCUGCUGCCACCACUGCACCCUCUGGAGCCCCGACCGGCAGCUGUUUGACCAAAAACAGCACAAAAAUAGCAACAAAAAGUUAAAAAGCAUAUUAAAAUAUCCCACCAGUCGCAGUCGGUGUUGCAGGAGAGUCGACCUGCGUGUAAACAGCCUUUUAAUUUGUGUUCUGAGGUGGAUCCUCGGCCUGUCGUAUGAACGUUUAUCAUUUCUGCUCUCUGUGAAGCUGUACAUUUUGCUGUUAUCGUCUGUGGCUAGAGAAUAUAUAAGUAUAUAAAUCAGAAGUACUCUGUGUCUGGAUCGGUGUAUAGGUGUUUAUUUGUACAGAGGUAAUUUAUUCAGUAUUCAUGUUACCGGAGCAAUAUGCAAUCAGAUGUUUAAUGCAUGUUUGGAAAUAAAAUCAAGCAGAUUGGUCGAUAUUAACGCUUCAGAAUGAUUCCUCAGCUUAUUUAGACUCAUCCUGGAGAACUAAAACACGAUGCAGCUUGUACCCAAUCAUACUGUUGUCCGUUUGUCUACCUGAAAAUAAAACAGAAUCGUGUGCUGUCUUUAUUUGCUCUAAUUAAACGCCAGAAAGGGACCAUGCAGUGAGAGUUCAUCCCUGACUUCCUUGUCGAUGCUGCGUUUUGUGUUUUUGUGAGGAAAACAUCAGCUAAAUGCCAAUUAAAGCUCUAAUCUCACUGAAGGUUAUGAAGGGAUUGUUUACAUUUUACUUUUUAUUCGUGCUGUUGCCCACUUCCUGUAUGUUCCUCCAAAGCAGAGCUCCAAACUUUCCAUCAAUAAACAUUUCCGUUGUGUGGCA
Amphiprion ocellaris (clown anemonefish) is the source of this 1862-nucleotide messenger RNA. It is a transcript of the gene napgb, whose product is annotated as N-ethylmaleimide-sensitive factor attachment protein, gamma b. The record is from RefSeq and is a predicted model, not a curated record. Gene Ontology annotation, biological process: intracellular protein transport. Gene Ontology annotation, cellular component: vacuolar membrane; SNARE complex. The coding region runs from base 114 to 1049 and encodes 311 amino acids. Gene Ontology annotation, molecular function: soluble NSF attachment protein activity; syntaxin binding. The transcript has 12 exons. NCBI's taxonomy places the organism in Eukaryota, Metazoa, Chordata, Actinopteri, Pomacentridae.